Molecule: messenger RNA, 2238 nt
Organism: Toxotes jaculatrix (banded archerfish)
Lineage: Eukaryota; Metazoa; Chordata; Actinopteri; Toxotidae
Gene: slc16a3b
Product: solute carrier family 16 member 3b
Exons: 6
Coding region: 175-1674 (499 amino acids)
Biological process (GO): transmembrane transport; monocarboxylic acid transport
Cellular component (GO): membrane
Molecular function (GO): monocarboxylic acid transmembrane transporter activity
Source: RefSeq, a predicted model, not a curated record
UGUAAAGCCUAUGAGUCGGUUAUUGCCUUCUUGGAAUGUACUUAACGUAUGAGAUAGCAUGUUGUACGCCAGAGUAACAGGUAGGCAUAGAGGCUGACUGGCAGGAGACCAAGGCUAAAAACAGUUGAAAAUUUUUUACAGCCACUGUCCUCAACACAUCAGUCAGAGAGGAUCAUGGGUGGAGCAGUGGUGGAUGACGGGCCUUCUGGGGUGAAGGCACCUGAUGGCGGCUGGGGUUGGGCGGUGUUGGCUGGCUGCUUUGUCAUCACUGGCUUCUCCUACGCCUUCCCCAAGGCCGUCAGCGUCUUCUUCAAGGAGCUGAUCCGAGAGUUUGGCGUCGGCUACAGCGACACAGCCUGGAUCUCAUCAAUCCUACUGGCCAUGCUGUAUGGCACAGGCCCUCUGUGCAGUGUGUUGGUGAACAAGUUUGGCUGUCGACCAGUGAUGAUGGUUGGGGGUCUCUUUGCCUCGCUGGGAAUGAUUCUUGCUUCCUUUGCCACCAGCAUCAUAUACAUCUACCUCUGCACUGGAGUUAUUACAGGUCUGGGUCUGGCAUUGAACUUCCAGCCAUCUCUGAUUAUGCUGAAUCGCUACUUCAGUGAAAAACGUCCUCUUGCCAACGGCUUGGCGGCAGCGGGCAGCCCUGUGGCACUGUGCUGUCUCUCCCCACUGGGACAGAUUCUCCAGGACCAGUAUGGCUGGAGGGGGGGGUUCCUCAUUCUGGGAGGCAUGCUGCUCAACUGCUGCGCCUGUGGUGCCCUCAUGAGGCCGCUGUUGCCCCCUAAGAAGCCCCUGGAGCUGGACGAGAACGCUCUCGCACCUGCAGAGGAGGAGAACAAGAAGAAGCCCCAGCCGAAGAAGAAACUUUUGGACUUCAGCGUGUUCAAGGACAGAGGUUUUGUCAUCUACACCGUAGCAGCAUCCAUCAUGGUGCUGGGCUUGUUUGUGCCCCCCGUGUUUGUGGUCAACUACGCUAAAAGCCUUGGUAACGAGGACACUACCUCAGCACUGCUGCUCACCAUCUUGGGAUUUGUUGAUAUGUUUGCUCGGCCUGCAUCGGGACUCAUAGCAGGAAUGAAGUGGGUCCGACCAAGAAGUGUCUACCUGUUCAGCUUUGCUAUGAUCUUCAACGGGUGCACCGACCUCAUAGGAUCACAGGCGAAUACCUACGUGGGUCUGGUGGUCUUCUGUGUCUUUUUUGGCAUGUCUUACGGCAUGGUGGGAGCCCUGCAGUUCGAGGUCCUCAUGGCUAUUGUAGGGACAGAGAAGUUCCCCAGUGCCAUUGGCCUGGUGCUGCUCAUGGAAGCCAUUGCUGUGCUAGUGGGACCUCCUGGAGCAGGUCGCCUCUUGGAUGCCACUCAGAAUUACAUGUACGUCUUCCUGCUGGCAGGCUGUGAGGUCACGCUGUCGGCCAUUGUCAUAGCCUUGGGUAACUUCUUUUGCAUAAGCAGGAAACAGGAAGAUCCAGAGGCUAAGUUGGAGAUGGCAGUGACUGCUUCGGAGAAGGAGGGGCUGAACCGUGCGGUGGACACUGAGGAAGACGGCGAAGGUGAAGAUGGGCCAAAGGGAAGAGAGAACGGAAAAGUCAGUGCCGUGAAAGCAGAGGAGGAGGUGAUGAUGGAGAAGGAGACGGGGGAGGACGGUACAGGGGAGAACACUGAGACGUCUUUAUAAAGAAUAAAACCAGUGAUGAGAAAAGACAAACUGUGCAGCAAGAGCACACACGUUAAAAGUACUGAUGGUGGUGUAUGGCAAACAGAUGUGAGGAGCCACAUAGAAAGUGAGGAGGAACAAAGCAGGGGAUAAAAGAAAGCUGAUAUUACCCUGAAAAUGAGAAUCACAGUUUGAUGUUACGGAUACAAGGCAGAGAACUGUUUUCACUCGAAGUUGCUCUAAUGCAACAUGUUGAACAGAUUCUUGAACAUUGCUGUUAGAGACACCAUAUACUCUACAUGCUCAAAAUCCAGCCUUCCCCUUGGGCAUCUAAGUGUCAUUGACAACAAAUACCAGCUGAGUGAGCUAACUCCUCUGUACUGGUGUGUGCUCUGCCACACACUGCAAAGAAAUGGAUCUCCAGUUUGUUGUGUACCUUUUUCAGAACAGACUUUCUCAGUCAAGCUUGAUGAUUCCAACCAAUCCACUUCCUGCCAUUUUCUGGAGCUUUCAAUCAUAUCUCUCAGCCUUCGCCAGCAGGUGGAGCUUCUUCAGGUGUCAUCAUGAAAUCUACUCUGUGUGUGU